AUGGCUUCUGCUGAUCAGCCUAAUUCUCAGGAAACAAACAACAACAAUGUCAUUAUUAUUACACGCAUGGAUUCCAAGCUGUUCAAAGCUGCAAUCAAUGGAGAAAUUCAAGUGUUCAAGAAUCAACUCCAACAUGAACAAUUAUUGACCCCAGAAAAGAACACAGUUGUCCAUGUCAAUAUCAUUGCUACAAAAACAAGUACUCAUAAUAAUACAACAACUUUCUUGGAAGGAAUACUUGAGAUGUGUCCACAACUGUUAUUACAAACCAAUGCAAGAGGAGAGUCUCCCUUACACUUGGCAGCAAGGUACGGCCAUGAUCUUAUUGUUGAGUUUCUUAUUCAUCGUGCUAAACUACUCGAACCGUCUGAUCUUGAGAAGGCCAUCCUUGGUGGGGUGGAUAGUAGUGAGGUUGUCCAACACAUGAUGAGACUGAGGAACAAGGAAUUGGACACUGCUUUGCAUGAGGCUGUGAGGUUCAACCAUCUUAAGGUUGUAAGGAUUUUGACAAGAGAAGACCCUCAUUUCACAUAUUUGGCUAAUGAAGCUGAUGAAACACCACUUUACAUGGCUGUGGGGGCAGAGUACUUGGAUUUGGUUGAUGAAAUACUCAACAAUUGCUCCUCACCAUCUAUUACUGGCCCUAAUGGAAGAAAUGUACUCCAUGCUGCAACUUUAACUCAAAAUCCAGGCCUAACAAGAAAGAUUUUGGAAAAGUUAUUAGAUUUGACAAAACAAGCAGAUAAGGAUGGUUUAAUUCCUCUGCAUCAUGCUGUGAUGUCCACUUCCAGUAACACUUUGGAGAUUGUGAAGAUGUUGUUAGAAAAAGAUGAAAGCAGUGCCUAUUUUAAAGAUAAAAAUGGCAGCACAGCUCUUCACAUUGCAGCUUCUAACACUUUCAAAGGUUAUAAAUUAGUGAAGGAAAUUCUUUCCAAGUGUCCAGAUAGCUAUGAAGUUGUUGAUGAUAAAGGCCGAAAUUUGCUACACCAUGUUGCAAGGACACAAAAUCUUUCCUCAUUCAAACUCAUAUCAGAUCAUUUUCCACUUAUAAGUAAUUACCUUUUAAAUAGAAAGGAUAAUGAAGGAAAUACCCCAUUGCCUCAUAUGCAUGCGACUUCAACAUGGUAUCCACAAAAAGUGGAUACCAUGGCCUAUGAUCUUGAUUACAAUGAAUACAAUAGUAGAGAACAAAUAUUGAGCAAUGCCAAGAAGAGAAAGAUUGAGCGAAAAGAAAAAAUAAGGGCUAGAAUCGCGAAUUUUAGAGAGUCUACUCUAGUUGCGGCUGCAUUGAUUGCAACAGUAACAUUCACAGCAGGAUUUACAUUACCGGGAGGUUACAUAAGCGACGAUAAGGUUGGACAUGGAAAACAACAACAACAAGGUAGCGCGGUUCUUAGAAAUAACACAGCGUUUCAAGUGUUCAUCAUAACAGACACAAUAGCUAUGGUUCUCUCCACUACAUCUGUCUUUGUCAAUCUUUUCUUGACUAUAGCAUCUUUUGGUGAAGAUGCAAAGGAGGAGUUUGUAUCUAACUAUAUCAUGUCUAUGAAUUUAGCAAUAUUUGCCUUGGGAUUCAUGGUGAUAGCAUUUGUGACUGGUACCUAUGCAGUGUUGUCACUUUCCAAUGCUCUUGCCAUCACCAUUUGUGUGAUUGGAUUGUCUUUCUUUGUUCUCCUUUUUUUCAUUACCAAAUCAAAAUUUAAAAGGGUCGAUUUCACCAACUUUGGAAAGCUUAAACCCGUGAUUAUUGUGGGUUAAGACACAUGCAGCUAAGUUAUGACUUUUUAUUUUGUGGGGUAUCUUUUAUUUCAGUGUUAUUUUGUGUUUGAGGAUAAUGUUAUUAAGAAAAGAUGUUUUUUGUUUUUUUUAAGUAGGUGAGAUUUGUAACUUGUUUGUAUCAAGUUUCCUUUCAUAUAUGAAGUGAUGGUGUCUUACUUUAUCAAAACUUAGCAUAGGAACUUGAAAGUUUAUGGUUAGCAAUAUUAUUGAGUGAUUUAAAAUUUUUAUUUUGCGUAAAUAUUAUUUUGGACCUUGUGUUUUGUAAAAGUUAUUAAUUGGACCCUCUGUUUUGUUAAAUGAUAAAAUGGAUCCUGUAUUUUCUAAAAUGGUACAAAUAAGACCCUGCAUUGAUUUUUUGUCAAAAUAAAAUUUAAUUAUAAUCCGAUCUAAAAGUGUUAUGACAAAAUUGUUUACAUUUCUUGUAUCUGUUCAUAUUUGGAAUUGUUUUUAAGUUGAUUAUAUUAAAAAAAAAGUUGUCCAAAAUUAAGCUCAAAG
Messenger RNA from Cannabis sativa, 2274 nucleotides. Its product is annotated as protein ACCELERATED CELL DEATH 6. Gene Ontology annotation, molecular function: protein phosphatase 1 binding; protein phosphatase regulator activity. The transcript is spliced from 2 exons. Gene Ontology annotation, cellular component: plasma membrane. NCBI's taxonomy places the organism in Eukaryota, Viridiplantae, Streptophyta, Magnoliopsida, Rosales, Cannabaceae. The record is from RefSeq and is a predicted model, not a curated record. Bases 1 to 1758 code for a protein of 585 amino acids.